Molecule: messenger RNA, 1269 nt
Organism: Penicillium olsonii
Lineage: Eukaryota; Fungi; Ascomycota; Eurotiomycetes; Eurotiales; Aspergillaceae
Source: the annotation of a GenBank genome assembly
AUGGCCCCCGGCGAGCGCAGAGCUCUCAAGAAGCGCAUUGUCCUGAGCAACCCCAAUGCCCUUGAAAUUGAGGGUAUGGUGGAUCUUUCGGCGGAGACAAUGGUUGACUCCCGCCUCCGUGGUACUGUCCUUGGAUUGCCCAUGCCUAUGAUUGAUCAAUUGAGAGCCGUGGAGGCAUUCAAGCCUAAGCAGGGUUGGUCGAUAUUCCGACGCCCGGGAACUGUCCUCCGCCGGGAUACUAUUGAGAUGGGUCGUCUGGUCGAGCAGAUCUCUGGUGAGGGCGACAAGCCCCAGAAGGGCAAGGUGGCCAAGAAAAUCAUCAAUGGUAUGAAGGGCUCUGGAAAGUCAGUUCACCUGCUCCAAGCUAUGGCAAUGGCAUUCUUGAAGAAAUGGGUUGUCAUCACCGUUCCUGAUGCCCGUGAACUUGUCUGCGCCAACACCGCCUACACCGCAGUGGAAGGUACCAAGCCUCUGCAAUAUAUCCAGCCGAAUGCGGUUUCAGCUCUGUUGAAGCGCACCGUCGAGGCCAACCGGGAGCUCCUGGCGGAGCUGAAGGUGUCCCAGAACCACCCCUCUUUGCCAAUGCUGCAGCCCGGAUCGACCCUCGAGGAACUUGCCAAGCUUGGUUUCGCCGACCCUGCCAUUUCCUGGGCCGUGUUCCAGGCUUUCUGGGCGGAACUCACUGCUUCGGCCCCAGCUGCGGGACUUGAGAAGGGCUUCGUGCCCCGCCCUCCCAUGCUCGUCACUGUCGAUGGUCUGGCUCACUGGAUGACCGAAAGUGAAUACCGCGAUGCCGACUACAACAAGAUCCACGCUCACGACCUAUACUUCGUCAAGCACUUCCUGUCUCUGCUCAAGGAAGGCGAUUCAUUGAAGAACGGUGGUCUCCUUCUCUACGCCACCUCCCUGUCAAACAACCCCAACCCUCUCGCCCUCAGCAUCGCCCUCGAUCGCUUAACCGCUCACCAGGCUGGAAUCAGCGCCAGCUCCCCCGAGUACCCUAACCCCGCUGCUUACAGCGGCGCCGACGAGCGCGUUUUGGAACUCCUGAAGCCCGCCGAGAAGGCCAUCAGCCCUGUCGAGCUGCAGACCCUGGAGGGUAUUACUCGUGACGAGGCCCGUGGCUUCUACGAGUACUUCGCCCUCAGCGGUCUCCUGCGCGAUUCUAUCACUGACCAGUGGGUCGGACAACGGUGGAGCUUGUCUGGUGGCGGGAUCAUCGGCGAGCUGGAGAAGCUUGGCCGCCGCUUCCGCGCUGCAUCUGCCUAG